This is a messenger RNA of Venustampulla echinocandica, 849 nucleotides long. RefSeq names its product p-loop containing nucleoside triphosphate hydrolase. The coding region runs from base 1 to 849 and encodes 282 amino acids. NCBI's taxonomy places the organism in Eukaryota, Fungi, Ascomycota, Leotiomycetes, Helotiales, Pleuroascaceae. The transcript has a single exon. Gene Ontology annotation, molecular function: ATP binding; ATP hydrolysis activity. The record is from RefSeq and is a predicted model, not a curated record.
AUGGCUGACCAUCAGCCCGCCCCGUCCGUCAAGGUAGAAAACCUCUCCUACAGUUUCCCAGAUCGCACCACCGGUCUCAAAUCCGUCUCCCUCUCCCUCCCUUCUCGCUCUCGAACCCUCCUUAUAGGCGCCAAUGGCGCAGGAAAGACAACACUCCUCCGUCUCCUAUCCGGCAAACGACUCGCGCCGUCUGGCACAAUCUCAAUCGGCGGCCUAGACCCAUUCAAAGAUGGCCUCGAAGGCGUGACAUAUCUCGGUCUCGAAUGGGUCCUCAACCCCAUCGUGCGAACCGACAUUGGCGUCCGCGAGCUACUCGCCAGUGUAGGCGGCAAUCACUAUCCAGACCGCAAGGAUGAGCUCGUCGAAGUCCUAGACAUCGACCUAGAUUGGCGCAUGCACGCCGUAUCGGAUGGAGAGCGGCGGCGCGUGCAGCUUGCCAUGGGGCUUAUACGCCCGUGGAGCAUAUUGCUGCUAGAUGAGAUCACGGUCGAUUUGGAUUUGCUGAGCCGGAGCAAUUUCCUGGCGUUUUUGAAGAAAGAGACGCUGGAGAGGGAGUGUACCAUUGUGUAUGCGACGCAUAUCUUGGAUAAUUUGGCGGAGUGGCCGACUCAUUUGGUGCAUAUGAGUAUGGGAAGGGUGAAACAAUGGGGAAAGGUUGAGGAGAUGGAGGCGCAAGCUUUGCAGGGGAAGGAAGCAAGUGGGAAUAGUCGACUGGGCAUGUUGGUGCUUGGGUGGCUGAAGGAGGAUUUGAAGGAGAGAGGCCCUAGGGACAAUAGUGACGGCAGCGAGGGCAAAGCUUACUUCAAUCCCGGUAUUGGGGGCUAUGGGCUUCAGAAGGUAGGGUUUUGA